AGACAAUAUUUGCACAGUUUCAACACAGUCGAGAAAAGGCACUGCCAUCAGAUAAUAUGAGGCAUGCCUUGGCUGAAAGCUUUAAAGAUGAACAGCGUUUUCAGCUUGGCUUAAUGGAUGAUGCAGCAGAAUGCUUUGAUGGAGGGGAGAGCUCUGUAUUUUCCUCUGCUUGAAGUGUCUGCAUCACAGGGUAUCAUUUAAGUCUCCUCCCCCCAUCCCUCCCCACCCCUCCACCCCCCGCCGAGAACUGUUAGGAGCGGUCAUCAUCCUGAGGGAAGAGCUACCAAGGGGCUUUGUACUGCCUGUCAGGUAUUCCCAUCUUUACUCAGAUGGAGGGCAGUUCAUUCAAGGACUUUGAGACAGUGGAUGGAGACGGUGAAUGUUUUCUUGAAGAAAAGUCCCUUCCCUGAUUCAAGAGCAAAGAAGGGGGUUGAGGUUGAAGACCUGGAAACGCUCUCUGGAAGAGUUGAAAGUCUAGUGUUUUGGCUUCCUCCUUGCUCAAAUUAAUAUUGCUGGCAGAAGAACUCUGGUUCUGAACAUAGGUAGGAGCUCUGUGGCACAUUCAUAUUGAGAACUGGCCUCUGGAACUGAAGAAAUCUGCUUCUUUCUCCUUCCCUCACCAGGCUCUUUCUGGUCCCUGUUGACUUCCCAAGAGAUCCUGUUACAAGUUUCUCUUCCAAAGAUCCAAACAAAGGCUCCCAGAAACAAAAAGUAGGACAGUAGAGUGUGCCAAGCUAGAUGAUGAUGGUGUUAAAUCUCCCCUUUCCUAUCUUGGGUGGCAGGUGUGAAUUCUUCCAGCAGCACUGGUACACCUCCAAGAGACACUGGGUUCUCUGUGUGGUAUGAUCAGGAAACUUUGUGGACUUGGCUUCCCUCCUAAAAACUUGCAAAUUAAUCUAUUCACCCAUCUCCCUUCUGCCCAGAAAAGACUGAGGCUGUAGGCCAGGCUUUGUACCCGUACCCUGUACAUGAAAAUAGUAGUGCAAGUCCAGGAGCAGAAACACUUUUUGUGCUCAGACACUAUGGUGACCGUGGAGGGGGGAAACCUUACUGGAACCACAUAGAAACGUACUCUGCUGUUCAUGGUAUUGAAGCUGUCCAGAGGGUUCUGAGCUUAGUUUUUAGAUCUGACAUGGAUUAACACCUUUCUUUCUCACAAAACUAUCUGGACUGUCAUAGCAGUGGUGGAGACAAAAAACUUCUUUACAUUCAUAGACAUCAGCUAUCAUCUGUCAUUGCAUCUCUGUUCCAUCUUUGUAUUUCUCACUGGUCCAUGAUGAUUAUGCCAUUGAGCCUUGCUUCAACUACUGAGAAAAUAUACUUGAGAGAAUUCAUUUCCACAUCGUGCCAAGCUGUGAAACAGACAUGUGCACUUCUAAAUCCUGCAUCACUCAUCAGAAGUUUGCUAUGACACUAUAUGAACAGUGUGUAUGCAGAAGUUGUGGGGCAUCAUCAGAUCCCUUGCCUUUUACAGAAUUUGUGCGCUACAUUUCUACAACAGCCCUGUGCAAUGAAGUUGACAGAAUGAUUGAAAAGCAUGAGCGUCUCAAGCCAGAAAUGUUUGCAGAAUUGCUACAGGCAGCAAAUACUACUGAUGACUUCAGGAAGUGCCCUAGUAACUGUGGUCAAAAAAUAAAAAUCCGUCGUGUUCUCAUGAACUGCCCUGAGAUUGUGACAAUCGGUUUAGUCUGGGAUUCGGAACAUUCUGACCUCACAGAAGAUGUCAUGCGGAAUCUGGCAACACAACUUUAUCUUCCUGGGCUGUUCUAUAGGGUUACAGAUGAACAGGCCAAAAAUAGUGAACUUUUUCUUGUGGGGAUGAUUUGCUACACGAGUCGACAUUACUGUGCCUUUGCCUUUCAUACCAAGAGUUGCAAGUGGGUGCUGUUCGAUGAUGCAAAUGUGAAAGAGGUUGGAACAAAAUGGAAAGAUGUGGUCUCCAAGUGCAUUCGAUGCCACUUUCAGCCCUUGCUGCUAUUUUUUGCUAACCCAGAUGGUACAGCUGUAUCGACAGAAGAUGCUCCUAAGCAUAUCAUUCACUGGUCUCAUUACAAAGCAGCUGCAGGACAUGGAGAUGACUUGGGAUUUGAGAAGUCAUCCGUUCCAAAGUCAGAUCUCACAAAAGAGGAUGGAUUUGGAGAAUGUGCUAGUCAGAAGGGCAUUAAAAAAUUUCAGACAGACAAUUCAGCAUUCAGUAGAAGCUCUAUUCAAGCAAGUGGUGGUAGGGGGCCAGUUAAGUUAGGGCACAGUGAUCAGAAGGACAAAUUAAAGGACAUCUCCAAAGAGUGUGCCCAGAAGGCAGUUGAUAUGAGAAACUUUUCAUCCUACCUAAGAAAAGCUGCAGAUAGAGGACCAAGAAGAGACUCUGGGAGACAAAGAGAUCUAAUAGGGGAAGACCGUUCUCAUUUUAAGUCCGGAUCACCUCCUGCUGGAAAUGGAUUUACACACUACACUGAUCAGCGCCUAUAUGGUAGCCAGGGAAGACGACCUUACAACCAUGAAAGAAUACCAAACCAACCCAGGCCUGCUGCCCAGGUCUUAGGAUCAAAUAAAAGAGACAUUUUUCCUGCUAGGGAGAAAAUGAUGAUGAGCAGGGCUAGAGCUGACAGUGCAACUGGCUAUGAUACAGACAGCAGCCAAGACUCUAGGGACAAAGGAAGUAUCAGCAGAAGCAGAAACAGAGGUUGGAAACCUAUGCGAGAGAUGCUAAAUGUGGACAGCAUUUUCAGUGAGACUGAGAAGAAGCAGCAUAGCCCACAGCAUAAGGCAAAUCCAAGCAGUAAACCUAAACAUGAAAAGGAGCAGAACUUUAACAAUUGGCCAAAAGAGAACCAAACCCAGAAAGGGUUAAUGACUAUAUAUGAAGAUGAAACAAAACAGGAGACAGGAAGUCGGAGUUCCUUGGAUUCAGAAGGAAAAGGAAAUACUGAUAAAAUUAAAGGAUUUACAGAGAGAAAAAUCCAUGCUGACAGUUGGCAGAUGCAAAGGACUGAGUCUGGGUAUGAAAGUAGUGAUCAUAUCAGCAAUGAAUCUGCCAAUCUGGAUUCGCCUAUUGUUGAAGGAACGAGCCCACUGGACAUCAAGGGUAUUAAAGAAACUCUUUCCUGCAGUGACCAGAAUCUGUCGAUCAAAUAUGCUGAAAGUGUGUUGCCGUCUACCUCCCAGCAGAACAGAAAUUAUUCUGAUGACUUGAGGAAAGACCAAAUGAGUAUGGAAGUUAAUUACAGACUACACACUAACUUUCCUUCAGAAUCUCAAUUGAAGAUGCACAGUCCUCCACUGAAGAGAGUUGAGAUGCCACACAUGAAAAUAUUCCCUUCAUCGACUCUACAGCCAAAUUUUAAGGACCACGUUAAGAGAGAAACAAAGAUCGGCAAGUUAAAUGAACAGAGCUCUUCAGAGUGGCUUAAUCCAGAUAAACUUGAGACAAUCAGUAUGCCAGUGUACAGUGCUGAUAGCUCAGUCCACCCUUGUAACACUGAACUCUUAGUUGUGUGUGGAAAGAGAAUGAACAAUGAUGAAUUUCUCUCACCAUCUCAGCUGCAGUCUCCUCAUACAAGAACUCUUGGAUCAAAGUCAGAGCUCGCAUCAUUAGUACAACAAAAUCUGUUAGAACAGUCCCACACAGAGCUGUCCUCAUCUGGUGAAUGUGCUGUUCAGUCAUUUGGUAGGACUAAUAAUCUUCAGAGUCCAGAAGUAAUUUACCAAAAUCUUCCACCUCCUUUACCUCCAAAGAAAUAUACUCUGAAUGUUUCGCUGGGAUCAAAAAAUGAAUCCACAGCUGAUUUAAAAUUGCCAGAAGUGUUGCAGAGUAACCCUUCAAAUUUUGGAAGGCAAACAGCUAUUGCUUCAAAAACUGCAUCAGAAGGUGCAUUUACAAAUGAAGAAAGAUUUAAAGAAACAUUUCAAGGGAAUGAGCACACCAUUCACAAACUGGAUUCCGCACCUAGCUCAUCAGUUAAUGACUGUCAGACUGUAUCUGGCAGUAUUUUUAAUAAAGGAUCUCAACACACAGAACCAAGCGCUAGCUCUCCUGAUGCAAAUGAUAGUGUAUGUCUAACAACCUAUUUUUCAGUAGAUAGCUGCAUGACAGAUACAUACAGGAUGAAAUACCAUCAGAGACCCAAGCUGUAUUUUGCCAACAGUGGUGGCUUCCACAAAGAUAAGCAUCUACCACCAACUGGACUAGAUCUGGGCAUUGUAUACCAUGGUACUCUUGAUUCUAGUCAUCCCACAUCUGAACAGAGAUACAAACCUAGCAUAGAAGGCAGACAUUGCAACAGGUAAAUUUUCAAAUCCAUGUCCUCCUUAUGCAUUUCGCAUGGACUUCUCAAUGUUUGGGGACAAGUAUCCAGAGCUCAAAAGCUUGUCUCUUACCAACAGAAGUUGGUCCAAUAAAAGAUAUUACCUCACCCACUUUGUCUCUCUAAUAUCCUAGGACGGACACAGCUACAACACUGUAUACUUAGUUAUCCUGUCAGCCAUGCUUUUAAGAGAUAUGACUGUUUAAAUGAUUCUGCAAAUCUGGUUGAGCAGGGGAAAAGGUGCUAAAGUUUUGGCCCUAUGUUCAUGGAUUUGUCUUUUUUUUUUCUUGCCAUAACAAUGUUUACCUCCAUGUAAUGAUGCUGAAUAAGUUUGUAAGUCUGUUACUAAUGGUCCCCUUAAAAGUGUGUGCUUUUAAUUAAUACCUAGGUAGAUCAGUCACAUACGAGAUUAACUUAAUAAAAAAUUGUUCAUUUUACUGGAGAACUUAAUACACUUGUGGCUUAGUGCCACAGACUGAGAAAAUGUGUAAAUUAACCUGUAAUCCUUUAAACUAGCUAGUGAUAUGCUGAUAAGUACAGUACCAUACAUACCGUACAUAUCAGAACAUCUGCUUUAUGGAACCAGUUUUCCCAGUGAGUAACAAUGUUCCUGUUUCUUCAUCUGACUUCUGUGAAAGUCUACCUUAAUUUCCUUUAUCCUUUAAGUGUCUUUUUUAAUGCAAGUUUACCCAGAGAAUUGGAUUUUUUAGUACUCAAAAUGCUGCCUUAAUGAAUGAUUUUACAAAUUGGUCUAGUCUACAUGGACUGGAGACAGUUACAAGGGAAUUAAAAUUUAAUUAUCCUGAAAUUCCAGUUCCAUAUUUGUACUUUUUUAUCCAACUGUUUGCUCCUUUAACUUUAAAUUCUAGUCAGUGUUCCACAAGCAAAGCUGUGAUACUUUAACUUAUUACUGAAAUUUAAUUUAGUUAUGUAAGCUACAAAUUAAUAUAGUAGUCUGCAAUGUGCUGUAGAAAUGAAUAUAUUUUAGGAUAUGAAGUUUCACAUGUACCUACAACAGAUUAAUUUAAGAAGCAGUACAUUUACAUUAAAGACCUUAGUCUUCAGGUCAGAUUGAUUUUGCAGCUCUAUGCAAACUCAUCCCUACUGUGUAUCUACCCAUCUGUCUUUUCCCCUUCCCUCUUGAAAAUACAUCACUGUGGUUCACAUAAACCUGAGCAAAUUUAUGGGAUCUGUCAGUCAGACUUACUGUUACAGAACUUUUUAUCCCCAGCUAGCAGUCUCCCACUCCAAAACACUUCUAGACUCUAUUUUCAAUGAAUGGCUAAAUAAAUCUGCACCCUUUAGGGAGGUUCAGAAUUCAGCUUCACUGUAAUCCAUUCAUGCUUUGUACCAUUUGUUGGCCACUGAAAUAACUAAUGUAACUUGUAAUGAAUACUAUCAAAUCAGGACUGUGUAAAAUGAGUAGUUGAAGUUCAUGCCUUUCUUAAAUGUAAAGGAAGGUGCUUAGAUUUUUAAAAUUGGGUGGUACUGAUUACAGUUAAGUGUAAAAUGCCUUUUAGUUCUGAGCUUCAUGCUACAUGUGUGUUAUACUUGCCCUGUGGUCAGACAGGUUUAAAUGUUUUUGUACAUUAUGUGAAUUAGUGCUUCAGCCAAAUGGUGACAAUCAUGUGUAUUUUAAGUUAUCCAAAAUAUGAAACAGAAGCUGUGCUUACUUUGCCAAUCUCCUACCAUGAAUUCAAUCUAAGUUUUGUCAUUUUUAAUAUGCUACCAUGAUAUGCUGCAGACCAAAUAUCUCAAACCAGCCUCUUUACACUUUUCAGUCACCCAGUAGCAUUUGAAAGAAUGAAUCUGGAAUUGAUAUUGUUACAUCUAAAGCAAAUACAUUCAACAUGUAUGGAUAUGAAUGCAAGUGAAAUUGAACCUACUGAAAUCCUUACAUUUUGAAUAAAACUUGGUGGGGAGAAAGAACUUGAUUUAAAAAUACUUGACGUGUUUUUGGAACAUUCCCACUUUUGUUUUGUUAAAAAUAGCUUUGACAAAUUUUUAACCCAUAUCAGAUAGGCAUUACUUAAUGUACACAGCUACUUAAUUAAAAUGUCAUCUUUUAAAAACUUAUAAUACUAGAACUUGUCAAGCUUUUCCAGAAAUCUUUUAUUUGAAAUUGCAGUAAUUUAAUGUAUGAACAGCACAACACUGAAUACUAUAUAAGAGCAAAGUUAAUGUUCUUAAAUGUGCAUAGCAAACAUUCAUACUUCUAUACAAAGGAACAAAGUGAAUGCCUAUUAUUUAACAAGUGAAUUUGGUUUCUGGAAAGGUAGUGAGCAUAAUGGGGGAGUUUAUUCAAGAAUAGCUUCUUAGGUUCUUCUGGAGUUCUGAAAUACAACAAUCUUCAUUGAAGUCACUUAAAUGAACUUUGUCUUUCCCGGCAAAAUCUUUUGUAUAACCUGUUUACCAGAUAAGUUUUAUGUGCACUAUUAUAUUGACACCUUCAGUUUUUAUAUUUACUCUAUAGGUCCUGUUUAUUUUUUAACUAAUGUGUGAUCUGAUAUUGAUUUAGCUACAGUGCCUAUUUAUUUUUUUAUAAAUGUCCUGGUUAUAGAUUUGUAUAAGAACAGACAUUUUGUAAUGUGUUAAUGCAUUUAACAGGUAUUGUAACUAAUAUUUUUCAGUCUUUAGAAUUUUAUUUUCAUGCCAAGUUGCAUUUUCCUGCUUGUUCAGACUACUAGAUAAAAAUCUAACUACUAUUGUAGCUGCUAUCUCUAGUCUCUGUAUUGUUUUAAACAGGUGAUUUAAAAGUGGUGGAACACUUAUCAACUAGGUACUUGAGAGUAGUUCUCAGCUAUCUAAUUUGAACAGUGAUGAUGUAUCUUCACUAAACCAUAUUAGCUACAAACAGUGUUUAAAAAAAGCUUGCUUAACAUUGCAGAGCAUAAAUAUUGAAGUUGCCCAGAUCUCAUGUUUGAACUGUUUUGCUGUAAGUG
This is a messenger RNA of Dermochelys coriacea (leatherback sea turtle), 7246 nucleotides long. RefSeq names its product ubiquitin specific peptidase 53 (gene USP53). Gene Ontology annotation, molecular function: cysteine-type deubiquitinase activity. NCBI's taxonomy places the organism in Eukaryota, Metazoa, Chordata, Testudines, Dermochelyidae. Gene Ontology annotation, biological process: response to auditory stimulus; sensory perception of sound; protein deubiquitination. Gene Ontology annotation, cellular component: cell-cell junction. Bases 1366 to 4287 code for a protein of 973 amino acids. The transcript has 14 exons. The record is from RefSeq and is a predicted model, not a curated record.